AUGGGAAAAUCACAUAAAUCCGAGAAAAAAUCCAAAAAACAUAAGCACAAGGAACAUAAGGAAAAGAAGAAAUCCCAUAAACACAAGAAGAAACAUUCAAAGUCAAAGGAAGAGGAGAAAGGGGAUAAGACAAAAGACUCCAUGCCAGCAGCAGCAGUAGAUGACCAUGAAGAAGACUUUGCCAUACCAUUAGAUUUAAUGAAUAGUAAAUCACAUGCUCCCGAAACCCCCGAGGAAUAUCAAAAGCGACAAAAUAGAAUUCGCCGGGAAGUAGAUCCCAGUACCGGUAGGGUACGUUUAAUUAAAGGAGAUGGUGAGGUACUGGAGGAAAUUGUAACCAAGGAACGACACAAGGCCAUUAACCGGGAAGCAACACAGGGAGAUGGAGCGUUUUUCCAAGAGAAUACUCUUGGAAAAUUAAAGUGA
Messenger RNA from Musca vetustissima, 426 nucleotides. Its product is annotated as ADP-ribosylation factor-like protein 6-interacting protein 4. The record is from RefSeq and is a predicted model, not a curated record. The transcript has a single exon. Lineage: Eukaryota; Metazoa; Arthropoda; Insecta; Diptera; Muscidae. The coding region runs from base 1 to 426 and encodes 141 amino acids.